Molecule: messenger RNA, 6989 nt
Organism: Cololabis saira (Pacific saury)
Lineage: Eukaryota; Metazoa; Chordata; Actinopteri; Beloniformes; Belonidae
Gene: chd1
Product: chromodomain helicase DNA binding protein 1
Exons: 36
Coding region: 375-5744 (1789 amino acids)
Biological process (GO): regulation of transcription by RNA polymerase II; nucleosome organization
Cellular component (GO): nucleus; chromatin
Molecular function (GO): ATP hydrolysis activity; chromatin binding; histone binding
Source: RefSeq, a predicted model, not a curated record
GGGGUUUCCAGCGUCAUGGCGGUGCGGCGUCUCCGGCUCGAGCAGCCCGCUCUCCCCGCUCUGGCUCUGCCCGCUCUGCUCCAGGCUCGCUGCUGCUGACUCUGCUCUCACGCUGAACGCAGACCACGGUGGCCACGGCGGAUUAUUGUUUUCGGAGAGGAAGAUCCGAGCCCCGCUCCUCGAGUUUUCCGGAGGAAGAAGAAGAAGAAGAAGCGGGUUUUAGCAGCGGAGCGACUUUAUAGCUGCGGCCAAGGCGGGGGGGGGGACACACGCAACAUCUGCGGGACGAAGAGCUCCCGCUCCCGCUCCGGCUACAGGUUAAUCACGUACAACACUGCGCUGCAGGUUGUCCGGUGUGUACCUUGGACUUUGACAUGGCUGGACGCAGCGAGGACGAAAGUGUAAGCAACAGCAGUGGAGAAUCAAGUAAUUCUGAAGAUGAGUCCGGUUCUGGCUCUGGCUCGGCUUCGGGCUCUGGCUCCAGUUCCAGCUCAUCCAGCAGCAGCAGCAGCCAGUCAGGGAGCAGCAACUCAGGAAGUGGCUCAGAUUCUGGCAGCCAGUCAGAUUCAGAGACAGAGAAAUCCAACGAGAAGGUGGAACAACAAAACAAGUCCAACAUUGAUGGAGCUGAGUUCUGGAAGUCCAACCCCAGUAUCCUUGCAGUACAACGAUCUGCUAUGCUCAGGAAACAGCAGCAACAGCAACAGAGACGAGGCUCCUCGAACAGUGGAUCUGGCGAGAACUCAUCAAGCAGUGAUGAAUCUGAUUCAUCAAGUGGAUCCAAAAGUAGAAGAAAUUCUGGCUCCUCUGACUCCGGAUCAGAUUCUGGAUCUGAGAGUGACUCGGCAUCCGAUUCAUCAGCAGAGGACAACAGCAACGAAACGGCAUCUGACUACGAGCCUAGUCACAAGUUCAAAAGCAGAAAACCUCAGAACAAGGUAAAUUCUCGGAAUGGGAAGAAGAGUGUCACCCAGAGAAAGAAGAACCAGAAGUGUUCUUCAUCUGAGGAUGAGAACGAUAAUUAUGCGAAGGUGGCAUCUGCAGGGCCACGCCGGCAGGCCACCGUCAACGUUAGCUAUAAGGAGGAUGAGGAAUUAAAGACAGACUCAGAUGAUCUGGUGGAGGUUCUGGGGGAAGAUGUCCCGCCACCUGAGGAAGAGGAGUUUGAAACAAUCGAACGGGUCAUGGAAGGAAGGAUUGGAAGGAAACGAGCAAUAGGAAGUACAACCACUGUGUAUGCCAUUGAAGCAGAUGGAGACCCCAACAGCAACUUCAAUCCCAGCAAAGAAGCUGGUGAUGUCCAGUACCUGAUAAAGUGGAAGAACUGGGCCCACAUUCACAACACCUGGGAGACGGAGGACACGCUGAAGCUGCAGAACGUCAGGGGCAUGAAGAAACUGGACAACUUCAAGAAGAAGGAGCAGGAGAGAAAAAAAUGGUUAAAGACAGCUUCACCAGAAGAUGUGGAGUAUUUGAACUGUCAAGAAGAACUGAUGGACGACUUGCACUCUCAGUAUCAGCUUGUGGAGCGAAUCAUAGGACAUUCGAACCAGAAGUCAGCUGCUGGUUACCCAGACUACCUGUGCAAAUGGCAGGGUUUACCGUACUCGGAGUGUAGCUGGGAGGACGGCUGUCUGAUCGGCAAGAAGUUCCAGAAAUGUAUUGACGACUACAUGAGCAGAAACCAGUCCAAGACUAUUCCAUCCAGAGACUGCAAGGUUUUGAAACAAAGACCCAGGUUUAUACCCAUGAAGAAGCAGCCAACGUAUAUUGGAGGUAAUGGACUGGAGCUCAGAGACUACCAGCUGGACAGUUUAAACUGGAUGGCCCACUCCUGGAGCAAAAGUAACAGCUGUAUCCUGGCUGAUGAAAUGGGUCUGGGGAAGACCAUCCAGACCAUCUGCUUUCUGAACUACAUGUUCCACGAGCACCAGCUGUACGGACCUUUUCUGCUGGUGGUUCCACUCUCUACUGUCACGUCCUGGCAGAGGGAAAUCCAGCUGUGGGCCCCACAGAUGAACGUGGUGGUGUACCUGGGAGACAUCAGCAGCAGGAACAUGAUCAGAACGCACGAGUGGAUGCAUGUCCACAAUAAGAGACUGAAAUUUAACAUCCUCCUCACAACGUAUGAGAUUCUCCUUAAAGACAAGUCAUUUUUGGGCAACGUUAUCUGGGCCUGCAUUGGUGUGGAUGAGGCGCAUCGCCUGAAGAACGACGACUCCCUCCUCUACAAGACGAUGAUGGACUUCAAGUCCAGCCACAGACUCCUGAUCACAGGAACGCCUCUGCAGAACUCCCUGAAGGAGCUGUGGUCGCUGCUGCGCUUCAUCAUGCCUGAGAAGUUUCACUCCUGGGAGAUGUUUGAGGAGGAGCACGGUAAAGGCAGAGACUCUGGUUACACCAGCCUCCACAAAGAGCUCGAGCCUUUCCUGCUGCGUCGUGUCAAGAAGGACGUUGAGAAAUCUCUUCCGGCUAAAGUGGAGCAGAUCCUCAGAGUGGAGAUGUCGGCUAUCCAGAAACAGUACUACAAAUGGAUCCUGACCAGGAACUACAAGGCUCUGAGUAAAGGCACCAAAGGCAGCACCUCGGGCUUCCUGAACAUCAUGAUGGAGCUGAAGAAGUGCUGUAACCAUUGUUACCUCAUUAAACAUCCAGAUGAUAUCGAAUUCCUCAACAGAGCUGAAGCUUUACAGCAACUGAUCCGCAGCAGUGGAAAGCUGGUUCUUCUCGACAAACUGCUGGUGCGUUUGAAGGAACGAGGUCACAGAGUCCUCAUCUUCUCGCAGAUGGUGCGGAUGCUCGAUAUUUUGGCCGAUUAUCUCCGGAGCCGGCAAUUCCUCUUCCAGCGAUUGGAUGGCUCCAUCAAAGGGGAGAUGCGGAAGCAGGCGCUGGAUCACUUUAAUGCAGAGGGCUCGGAGGAUUUCUGCUUCCUGUUAUCCACGCGUGCGGGCGGUCUUGGUAUCAAUCUGGCGUCGGCGGACACAGUGGUGAUCUUUGAUUCGGACUGGAAUCCUCAAAACGACUUGCAGGCCCAGGCCAGAGCCCACAGGAUCGGACAGAAGAGACAGGUCAACAUCUACCGUCUGGUGACCAAAGGCUCCGUAGAGGAAGACAUCAUUGAGAGGGCCAAGAAGAAGAUGGUUCUGGACCACCUGGUGAUUCAGAGAAUGGAUACCACAGGAAAAACUGUCCUCCAUACUGGCGCGGCUCCCUCCAGCUCAGCGCCGUUCAACAAGGAAGAGCUUUCUGCCAUCUUAAAAUUUGGUGCCGAGGAGCUUUUCAAGGAGCCAGAGGGUGAAGAGCAGGAGCCUCAGGAAAUGGAUAUCGACGAGAUCCUGAAGAGAGCUGAGACCCGGGAGAAUGACCCCGGACCCUCCACUGUGGGAGAGGAGCUGUUGUCUCAGUUCAAGGUGGCCAACUUCUCCGUGGUGGAUGACGAGGAUCUGGAUCUCGACUCGGAGCGAAGUCACCGCAGUUGGGAUGACAUCAUUCCUGAGGAGCAGAGGAGGAGGAUGGAGGAGGAGGAGAGACAAAAGGAGCUGGAAGAAAUCUACUUGUUACCACGCAUGAGGAAUUGUGCCAAACAGAUCAGCUUUAACUCUGGCGAGCAUCGGCAGAGCAGACACAGGAGGUACUCCAGCGCCGACAGUGACUCCACCUCCGACCGUAAGAGACCAAAAAAGCGAGGACGACCUCGGACCAUUCCACGAGAAAAUAUCAAGGGUUUUAGUGAUGCUGAGAUUCGCAGGUUUGUCAAGAGUUACAAAAAGUUUGGAGGACCACUGGAAAGGUUGGACGCCAUUGCUCGUGAUGCUGAGCUCGUGGACAAGUCUGAACAUGACCUGAAACGCUUGGCGGAGACUGUUCACAAUGGCUGCUUAAGGACGCUACGUGAAAACCCUUGUGGACCAGAGAAGACGUCAGGAGGCAGGAGAGGGAAGGUGAAGGGCCCCACCUUCAGGAUCUCUGGAGUUCAGGUGAACGCCAAACUCGUCAUCUCUCACGAGGAAGAACUGGCUCCACUUCACAAGGCCAUUCCUGCCGAUCCCGAGGAGAGAAAAAGAUAUAUUAUUCCGUGCCACUCGAAGGCAGCACACUUUGACAUCGAGUGGGGGAAAGAGGACGACUCCAGCCUCCUCAUAGGAAUCUAUGAGUACGGGUACGGCAGCUGGGAGAUGAUCAAGAUGGACCCCGAUCUCAACCUCACUCACAAGCUGCUACCAGACGAUCCAGACAAGAAGCCGCAGGCCAAACAGCUACAGACGAGAGCAGACUACCUCAUCAAAUUACUAAGCAAAGACCUGGCCAAAAAGGAGGCGCAGAAACAAACGGGGAACGCAAAUUCACGGAAGCGGAAACCCAGAAGUAAAAAGAGCAAAAUUUUCAAGUCAACGAAGGCAGAAGAGGUGACGAAGAGCCCGUCUUCAGAUCUCCUGUCAGACAAGAGGUCGGAGGAUGAAGACGAAAUUGAGGAUGAAAAGGAGAGUGCACCGGCCAAGACGCCCAGCAGGCGGGGGCGAGCAGAUAAGGUGCUGAAGGAGGAGGAGGAAGAGGAGGAGGAUGACGAUGACGACGAUGAUGAUGAGCCCGAGCAGGAUAAUUCUUCCUCAGGAGAGAGGGAGUGCAGAGAAAAAGAAGUUAAAAAAGAUUUUAAAAAAGAAAUAAAAAAAGAAGAGGAAAUCGAUGAUAUUAAAGAGUCGAAAGACAAAAAAGAUUCAACACAAGCAAUACAGAAACAGGAGGAGGGCGUUGAAAAGAAUGAAAUCAAGUCUGAGCCUCGAGAGCGGACGAAGAAAUCCUCGGACUCGUCAGUCCAUCUAACAGCCAGUACGGAGAAUGUGCCAGUGUCUGAAGAGUCUGAGGAGCUGGACCAGAAAACCUUCAGCGUGUGCAAAGAGAUGAUGCGGCCGGUGAAGGCUGCCCUGAAGCAGCUGGACCGACCAGAGAAAGGGCUGUCGGAGCGAGAGCAGCUGGAACACACCAGACAGUGUCUCAUCAAGAUCGGAGACCACAUCACCGAGUGUUUGAAGGAGUAUUCCAAUCCUGACCAGAUCAAGCAGUGGAGAAAAAACCUGUGGAUAUUUGUUUCCAAAUUCACUGAGUUUGAUGCCAGAAAGCUACAUAAACUAUAUAAGCACGCAAUCAAGAAAAGACAGGAAAAUGCUCAGGCGAUGGAGCAGAACACUAAAACUACAAACACUCACAGCUACAAGCACGCAGACGUUGAAAGGCUGAAGGACGGCGCUCACCACGACGACAGCAGCAGGGACAGCUACAGCUCGGACAGACAUCCGCCUUCGGGUCGGUACCACGAGAGCAGCAGCAGCAAAGACAGACACGGGCCGGAGCCCCACAGGAAGACCACGGCGGGGGAGUCCAGGAAAAGACCGUACUCCUACUUCAGCAACGGCAAAGACCACAGAGACCACUACCGACCGGACAGCAGGGACAGAGACCGGCAGGACAGAUACUACGACAGCAAACAUAGGAAGUUGGAGGAAUUCCGGCCCAGCAGAGACCAUCGCCUGGACGUGAAAGACCUGUCCCACUCGGAUCACCACUCGUCCUACCGCUACCACUCGGACUGGCAGACGGACCGGGCCUCGGCGAGCGGGACCCGCUCUCCGCGAGACCAGCGCUCGCCCUAUGACUCUCGCUCGCCCAUGGGGCACCGCUCGCCCUUCGACUACUCGCCGGACCACAGGAGCACGCCGGAGCAGAUCUGGAGCAGCCGCAAGACAUAACGAGAGCUGCGCGGGUCUGCCAGCAGCAGCCAUAGACUCAGCCGCACAGGAAAUGCCUUACACUAACUGUGGAGUGGAGCCUGCAGCUGUUUGCAGCUGCUUGCAGCUGUGCAUCAGUCAGUUCAGCAUGGCUGUUCCUUUCCGCAAUGCAGGAUCUCCCAACAGCAGGAUCAGCCCGAAAGCAGGCAGCAGACAGCAAGAUCUAACCUUAUUUUUGUAUUUAAGAGUUUAAAGUUGCAUCGUUGUCGCCCUGCAGCAUGCGGCAACUUUUUUUUGUUACUUUUGUAAACCUUUUUUGGACGCUUGAAAUGGACUCAACAGACCCUGAAUGCUGCCUCAUUUUCCUACCAACCAAUGACACUGGAUCCUGUACGUGACUGUCCUCCAUGUUUGUCCGUGUUCCUGUCAUGCUCAGUGUGAUAAUCUACCUUAUUUAAGUGUUAACUCAAUAAAAAUUCACAUGAAUCACGAUUAAGGUGAUGUAAAGGUGUCUGGACUCAGGCUCAACACCUGAAGUACCUCAUUUUCAGCGUUUCCCAUGUCCUUAAUACGUUUUCAGUUUUCCACCAGUUGGAGAUUAUUUAAUGAGAUAUCCAAGAUGUACAAAAAGAAAAAUGGUCUGAAUUUUUUUCCUUUUUUUUUUUUUUUUGGAAAGAAAGAGACUUGUUAAUUUUUUCUCAUAAAAUAAUAAUGUUGUAAAUGUUUUGGGGUUUUUUUGUAAAAUAGUGAAUCAGUGGAGUUUUUCCUCAGGCUUUUUGGAUUUAUAAUGACUCUACUUUCCCUAUCAACUCAGGCUUUUUUGUCAUUCUACGAGUGAGUUUCCUUAUGUUUGUUUGCUAAUGAUGCUUUCAGAAUGUAAGUUUUGGUAAAGGGAAGGUUCUUGAAGAGCACUCUGUUCUCUUCCUUAGGAUUUAGUCGUCUCAGUGCAGACGAGUGGCAGGACUUUCCUCACGCCUGUAAAUUACGGGACAGAAACGCUGGUUAGAAUUAAAAUGAACUAGACUUUUUACUUUAUUUUUCUUUACUUUUCAUUUGAUUUUCCAUGUAGGCAAUAAUAAUGUCAAUGUUUCUAUGCAGCCAAGUAUAUUUGUUGUGAACCACCAAGCUGAAUGAAGUCACUGUUAUGGUUCAGACGUGUAAAUAUUUCCUCUAUAUUUCCAAAAGAAUUUACACUGAAGGUGCAUGACUUUGUAUAACCUGUUUUAUAUAGUUGUUUAUGAAACUAUUAAAAACAGUCACAUGGUG